CCUUUCUCCACGGAACGAAGAAGUGUCAACAACAAGGCGGAACUAUCACAAGCCUCGUUUGAUCCAAUCACUGACUGACUGUCCUUUCUCCCCUGUCUCUUAUUCUGCUGGUCUGCUGCAUUGCUGACCUUCUACACUAUCAACAUAUCCUCGGCCUACUGUUCUCUCUCGGGAGACCCUGUCCCGUCACACACGUCGAGGCGUCGAUCUACCUGACAACGCCAUACCGAGUAACCGCCUACAUAGAGUCAGUCAGUCUGACCGAACAUGAUUACUUUGUGAUUAUUGCAUCUGGAUCCGAGUUUCCCCUUUUUUGCGACAACACUGCCUACCACUCCUUCGAACCAACAGCUUAAAUUCGUCCCGAUUCCCGCGCAUAGACCUCCAACAUGACACAGGACUCGCCCUCUCUAAAAGACUUGCACGUCGUCGGCAACGGUGUCUCUUCAGCCUCGUCCACCACCUUCAGUUCAACUGCGCCCUUUCCCCCUUCAGAGACCAACUACACAACAACAACAACUACAACAGACAUGGCUACCUCAUCGGUCUCCAAGAUCGUCAGCCAACCCCGCAGCCUUGCCGAGGUAUGCGCCGCCUUGCGCGCAAAGCUCCUUGCCUUCCUGGCUCUUCACUCCAACGAUGAGACGGUACAGGGCACUCAACGACGGGCCCGCGAUGCUAUGGAGGUAAUAGAGGAAGCCUUGCGUCGGUAUAGACCCGAAGAACUCUCCCUCUCCUACAACGGCGGCAAGGACUGUCUCGUCCUCUUGAUCCUUAUCCUCGCCUGCUGGCCCGCCUCAGUCCAACCGCCAUCCUCCUCGUCCUCCUCUUCUUCCUCCUCGAUCUCCAACUCGUCAAAACAAACCCUCCCCCGUCUCCAAUGCAUCUACAUCGCCCCGCCAGACCCCUUCCAAGAAGUCGAGGACUUCGUCGCCACCACCACAGAAGAGUACCACCUCGACCUAGCACGAUACGCCCUGCCCAUGCGCCAAGCCCUCGAUAGUUAUCUGGACGAGAAGCCCCACGUGAAAGCCGUGUUCAUGGGCACGCGAAGGACCGAUCCGCACAGCGAGUUCCUGAACAAUUUCACGCCGACAGAUAAGGGCUGGCCACAAUUUAUGCGGAUAAAUCCCGUCUUGGAUUGGCACUAUGUUGAGAUAUGGACUUUCAUCCGCCAACUCGACAUCCCCUUCUGCUCCCUCUACUCCCAAGGCUUCUCCUCCCUCGGCGGAACAAAAGACACGCGGCCCAACCCUGCAUUGGCACUCAACGCCGAAGGCAACAAGUUCCGGCCGGCGUACGAAUUGACGCGCGAUGACGAGGAACGGCUAGGUCGCGAUCGAUAGUCGAUUCAUUUCUCAAGAAACCACGAUUUGCGAAUUUAUUAUUACCGAGAGUAAGAGCAAGCGCAUAUAUACCUAGACCAUCCUUAUCAAAGACGGAGGUUUAGUGAACUCAGGCUUAUAUUUUGGAAAGGAAGAGGAAGUGGGAAAAGAACUACAGGGCACGAGCAAGAGCAAGAGUAAGAGCAGGAGAAGAAAGAGAGGAGCUCUCUGCUUCCGAAAUACGGAACAUACUACAACUACCACCUACAUAGACAGCGUAGAGAAGCAUGGCGGCGUUUUUAGAGCGUUUGUUUGUUUUGGAUAUAUAUCACAGUUUAUUGGUUCAGGAGGAUGAUCUUUGCUAAUCUGUGAUUACAGUGCUCACUCAGCGUUCACGGUUUGGUAAGCUACAGGCAGCUUGAGUUUUGACAACGG
Neurospora crassa OR74A is the source of this 1760-nucleotide messenger RNA. Its product is annotated as FAD synthetase. Gene Ontology annotation, biological process: FAD biosynthetic process. The transcript has 3 exons. Lineage: Eukaryota; Fungi; Ascomycota; Sordariomycetes; Sordariales; Sordariaceae. Bases 390 to 1346 code for a protein of 318 amino acids. Gene Ontology annotation, molecular function: FMN adenylyltransferase activity. The record is from RefSeq and is a predicted model, not a curated record.